Pan troglodytes (chimpanzee) is the source of this 541-nucleotide messenger RNA. Its product is annotated as immediate early response 3-interacting protein 1-like. Gene Ontology annotation, biological process: endoplasmic reticulum to Golgi vesicle-mediated transport. Lineage: Eukaryota; Metazoa; Chordata; Mammalia; Primates; Hominidae. The transcript has a single exon. Gene Ontology annotation, cellular component: Golgi membrane; COPII-coated ER to Golgi transport vesicle; endoplasmic reticulum membrane. The record is from RefSeq and is a predicted model, not a curated record. The coding region runs from base 63 to 458 and encodes 131 amino acids.
GUCUAAUUUGGCCUAGGACGUGACUCUUUUUUCUUACUAAUUAUAAUUAAAACAAAAUAGAGAUGCUCUUGAGUAGGGAGAGCUCUUGGUUAUUCUGCCCGUGGUUUAAAUUAAAGACAGAUAGAGAGGAAAGCACCAGCCGUGGUGGCGCCAAGUCCCUUGUGGCAGCAGAGAGGAAUCAGUUGGACCUCACGGGAGCUUGGAUGGUCAUGGCCUUUACCUUGUACUCACUGCUGCAGGCAGCCCUGCUCUGUGUCAGUGCCAUCGCCAUGCUGCACAAAGAGAGAUUCCUCAAGAACAUUGGCUGGAGAAUAGACCAGAGAAUUGGUGGAUUCGGGGAGGAGCCAGAAAUUAAAUCUCAGCUAAUGAACUGUAUUCAAUCUGUAACAACUGUGAUGAGAAUGCCAUUGAUAAUAGUAAACUCAAUUGCAAUUGUGUUACUUUUAUUAUUUGGAUGAAUAUCAGGAGAGGAAAUGGAGACUCAGAAGAGAUGCUAGCAGAAGUUAUUAUUUAGGUCAUUAUUGGAAUAAAGGCUGAGAUG